Messenger RNA from Symbiodinium sp. CCMP2456, 1248 nucleotides. NCBI's taxonomy places the organism in Eukaryota, Dinophyceae, Suessiales, Symbiodiniaceae. The record is from the annotation of a GenBank genome assembly.
AUGUCUACCGCCUUCAGCAGCCUCUGCCAGCCCCACGGCACAAGGCCGCCAACAAUGCAAGGCGGCGCGCACUGCGUGCGGGUGGCCAAGCGCUCGGUACCUGUCCGGCGGCGAGUGCAUCUCGUUUCACGUCGAGCACACCGGCUAAGGGACGUCCCCGCGUCCUCCCCGCGCACCGGGCCGGUUGAGCCGCCACCAGUUCCUGGACCGGGUGAGCGGAAACGGGAACAAGUCGUUGACCGCCUUCGCUUGCGUCUCGUCAGUCGCCGUGCAACGCAGCUUAUCGAAGCGCUCGAGCGGCGGCAUGGUGAGCGAUGGUCCGAACGUGUGAAGGAAGGUGGUUUCCACGUCGAUGAGGCCAUGCGACGCAUUUGCGAGGCCUUCCAGCUGCGACCCGAACUGGAGCGGCAGGUUCUUACUCUGGCCCGGCACCGCGCGCAGGGCUGGCGGGGGGCAGCCUCGGAAUGCUCUGGGUCCCCGAGCGGCAGCGACGGCGAACAGCCGGCCACGCAGUCCAGGCCGGGGCCCUUGCACAAGUUUGUCCUGGUGGAACACAGCUUCGAAGAUGGCCCAGGCUCAACCAGGUCGACGGCCUCGACAGCAUCCUUCGGAUCGCUCUCAUCGCCUUCCGAAGAUGAGGCCACGAUAAAAGAUCCUAGCGAUCUGCUGUGGCAGGAGAUUGAUUGGUUGAUGGAUUCAACUCAGCGACAUAGCCUCGAUGGUGGACCGAAAAUGGGAAGGGCUCCCUGGCUGCAGCGUGCUCUGCGCACCCUGGACUUGGAUCCGCCUGGCGCGAGGUGCGCAACGCCGCCUGCGGGAGAGGGCGAGGAGGACGAAGAGCUCAGCCGCAAGUUGGUCACAGCCAUCAUCAACGCAGAGCGCCAUGCGGAGUUGUCCGAGACCUUGCAAGAGGUCCUCGGAGACGAAGGCGGUGUUGACGAUGAUGACGAUGAUAGAGGGCCGCGGCGACAGCGAAGCAUCGAUUUCCAAGACUCCGACAUCCGCUUUUUCGUCAUCGACCCUCAGGGCGAGGCGAUGGGCGAAGAGUACUGCCGGGCCUUGCACACCAAGGCUUUUGACGGCCCCAGCGGACACAAAGCCCGGAAAGCCUCAUGCUCGGAUGAGGGCUUUGACUCCUCCGACGACGAGAGUGACGAGGAGGAGGAAGACUGGAAAGACCAGUGUGACGAAAUGGCCGACUUGAUGGGCCAGCAGCGUCAGAUGGUUUUAUGGUCGGGAUCUUGGUAG